Messenger RNA from Drosophila busckii, 2300 nucleotides. It is a transcript of the gene Npl4, whose product is annotated as nuclear protein localization protein 4 homolog. NCBI's taxonomy places the organism in Eukaryota, Metazoa, Arthropoda, Insecta, Diptera, Drosophilidae. Gene Ontology annotation, biological process: ubiquitin-dependent protein catabolic process. Gene Ontology annotation, molecular function: ubiquitin binding; ubiquitin protein ligase binding. The coding region runs from base 73 to 2040 and encodes 655 amino acids. Gene Ontology annotation, cellular component: nucleus. The transcript has 8 exons. The record is from RefSeq and is a predicted model, not a curated record.
UCUUCUAAGUAGCGUUCUCCGCUACGAUUACAACAGCAACAGCCUAUUGGCCAAAGGAACAGUAACAACAUUAUGGCCAGUGCACAGCUUAUGCUGCAGAACAUUAUUUACAAGAAGCGCAACUUCGUCUAUGCCUUUGUGCGCCAUCGUCUGUUUGUGUUAUGUAAACAAUCGCUUAUACGUGUGCAGUCUGCGGAAGGCAUUAAACGCAUUGAGAUCUCACCAAAGUCAAAUCUUAAGCAGCUGUAUGACAGCGUGCAAAGUGCGCUCAAAGUGGAUGGCUUUGGACUUUUUAAAGAGCGCAGUUUCGUUAAUGAACUGCAGGCCAGUGGCACCCAGCUGGUGGGCACAACGCUUAAGCAUGGCGAUAUGUUAUUCUUGAAACAAAUGGCCGGAACAUCAUCUCGACGCGCCAGCACCGCAGCUAUGGAGAAUGUGGCUUUCAAUAGGACAACCAAACAAAUCAAUGAGAAGAGCAACAGCAGCAGUAUGCGCCCUUCUCUUGACGUAAUUGAAGAUGAAGUCGAUCAACAUUUGCUUAAAUCCGAUGGAACAAUUAAGCGCGAGCGCGACAGCAAGCUCUGUCAUCAUAAUGCCAAUGGGCGCUGUGUGCACUGCUCUCCGCUAGAGCCUUAUGACGAAAACUAUCUGAAGGAGCAGAACAUCAAACACUUAGCAUUUCACUCGUACAUACGCAAGCAGACGUCGGGCAUGGAUCAUGGCAAGUACUUUGUCUUUGAUGAUAUCAAUUGCCGCAUCAAGCCUGGAUGUCGUGAGCAUCCGCCGUGGCCAAAGGGCAUCUGUUCCAAGUGCCAGCCGUCGGCAAUUACGCUAAAUCGCCAGACUUAUCGUCAUGUAGAUAAUGUCAUGUUUGAGAAUACCAAAAUAGUGGAACGCUUUUUAAACUAUUGGCGAACUACGGGCCAUCAACGCAUGGGUUAUUUGUAUGGCACCUAUGAGCCGCACACAGAUGUGCCGCUGGGUAUACGCGCUAAGGUGGCGGCAAUUUAUGAGCCACCACAGGAAUCAUCUCGGGAUUCUAUUAAUUUAUGCACAGAUGAGGGAGCGGAGGAUGUCGAGGCUGUGGCAAAUGCUUUAGGUCUGAAAAAGAUUGGUUGGAUAUUCACUGAUUUACUUACGGAUGAUGCCAGUGCUGGCACUGUUAAACAGAUACGCGGCAUUGAGACACACUUUUUGACCGCACAGGAAUGCAUAACUGCUGGCGAGCUGCAGAAUCGACAUCCAAACCCAUGUAAAUAUGCCUCUAAUGGCAUUUUCGGCUCGAAAUUCGUUACUAUAUGUGUUACUGGCGACCAAACCAAGCAGGUUCACAUGGAAGGAUAUGCUGUAUCCGCUCAGUGCAUGGCACUGGUACGGGAUAAUUGCCUCAUACCCACUAAAGAUGCACCUGAGUUGGGAUAUGUGCGGGAAUCGACCGAUAAACAAUAUGUGCCGGACGUUUUCUAUAAGGAAAAGGAUCAAUAUGGCAACGAGGUGCAACGGUUGGCACGACCACUACCUGUUGAGUAUCUGCUGGUAGAUGUACCUGCCUCGACACCGCUGCAGCCCCAGUAUACAUUCACAGAGUAUGAUAAACGCCAGCCAUUCCCUAUUGAGAAUCGUUAUAUCGAUGGCCAGCUGCAGGACUUCAAUGCGCUAAGCAGCUAUUUGUCUGCCUGGGCGCAGGAGGAGUUUCUCGAUUCCAUUUCCGACUUUCAUUUGCUCAUCUAUCUGUACAAAAUGGACAUGAUACCGAUGCGCCAGCACAUGGGACCGCUGCUAGAAGCAGUUCGGACCAAGAGUCCCAACAGGGCGGCCGAUUUCAAAAGCGAAGAGGUUUGGAAAUUACUCGAAUCCUUGGUGCAGGCCAGCUCGACAGGCGGCGGCACUACCAGUUACCCUAGUGGAGCAGCGACAAGCGCUGGCAAUGCGGGAGCAGAUGCCAUGGAUCUCGAUGCGAGUACCUGGACAUGUAACCAUUGCACCUUUAUCAAUCGCGGCGAGCUAACCUCCUGUGAAAUCUGCUCACUACCCAGAUAAGGAUUCAGUUCCAAAUAACUCUGAGACCAGCCCGUCAGAAGAAUGCUACAAAAAAUUCUGGUGUUAAUGAAACUAAAGAUUUAAACAAUACUAAAAAACAAUUGGAACAUAUAUGGAGCGUGCCAUCACACUCCCGUAGCAUAGUCGCGCAUUGUCUAUAAAUGUAAUGUUGUGUAAGAAUUUUGUAAACAACUGAAACAAAAAUUAUUUAUUUAUAAAUAAAUGUAAAUUGUUGAGUAUACCACAACAUUCUAGAACGU